Messenger RNA from Pezoporus occidentalis (night parrot), 3135 nucleotides. RefSeq names its product spindle and centriole associated protein 1 (gene SPICE1). The transcript is spliced from 17 exons. Gene Ontology annotation, cellular component: centriole; spindle; centrosome. The record is from RefSeq and is a predicted model, not a curated record. The coding region runs from base 246 to 2792 and encodes 848 amino acids. Lineage: Eukaryota; Metazoa; Chordata; Aves; Psittaciformes; Psittacidae. Gene Ontology annotation, biological process: regulation of centriole replication; metaphase chromosome alignment; mitotic spindle assembly.
AAGAACCCUGUCCAUCCAGGGCUGGAACUGCCAAGGCGCUGCCCUACUUCAGAGGCGAGGGAACCGGGGUUCCCUCUGCUCCCCUGCGGUACUGCCCAGCGUGGGGGGCAAGGCAGCGGCUGCUUCCCCACAGCAAACCGGUGACGGGAGGGGAGCCGCAGGCACCGGCGAUACCCACCCCCCUGGAGGGGCCGGCGGGGGGGACACGGCGUGAGGUGAGCGCCAGCGAGGACGGCGGGCGGGUAAUGGCGCCGUCCCCAUGGCGACGGCGGGAGGCUCCAGCCGCCGCCGCGGUGCCGUUGCGUUCCCGCCCCCUUCCCGCGGCGGGGCUGGUCAUGUCGCUGCUGCGCGGGCCGCGGCCCCGCGGCGCCGGCAGGAAGGGCCCUAGGAAGCCGCUGCCGGUGAAGCGGGACUGGGACAGCACCGUCCAUGAUCUGACGGUCCACCGUGCAACUCCUGAGGACAUUCUGCGUCGCCAUGAAAUACACAAGUCAAAAAACAAAGCACUGGCGCAGCUGGAACUGCAAGAGAAAGCACAGAAAAGAAAAUGGAAGAAGCAAAAGGCCACUGAUUCCUUGGAGAAAAGAAAAUUGAUUCUGAUGCGCGAGAUCCUGUCUGAUCAAUACCAGUUGCAAGAUGUAUUGGAGAGAACUGAUGAGGUUAUAGCUGCGGCAAAAGACUUGGUUGGGGAUGCUCCUCGCACACGAACAGGUAUCCCUAAUGUAACAAUGGCUCCUAACUGUGACCUAGAAUCAUCUCAAGGACCCAUUGUACAAAGAUGUGAUGCUCCCACUCAGCUUUCCAUCCUUAGCAAAUCUGUCAUGCGUUCCCAGGCUCUUAAUGAAGUGGAAGAGGAGGCAUCAUCAAUCUGUCAAUCGGAAGAUGGACACAGUGACUCUCUGCGUUUCAAAUCCAGCAUCAGUUCUGACAGACUACUUCGGUUGUUGAGAGAAGAAAAUUCCUUGGUGAAUUCCCAGUUGUGGGCUGAAAAGGAUAUGAGAAAAACUGCCUUAUCACAGGAAGCAAACGUGCCUUUGACUCCAACUGCUUCUCCAUCAUGGGAUCAGUCAGCCCUCAAUGGUAGCAGUGUAGUCAAGAGAAUUCAUUCAAGACUUCACAAGGAAGAUGAAGAAGAGACUGGAGACUCCACUUACAGUGUGAGACAAGUGCUGAACCCAAAGUCAAGGAAACAAAAGCAAAGCACAGCAAAAGUGAAAAGGAAACAAACUGCACAGAACUCUGCGAGACAGAGGAGAGAUGGUUCCCCAGGUAAUUCAAUCCCCAUUGACCUUCAGAGGGACAAUAAAUCCAGCCUGGAUGUUCUCAACCACAUGAUACAUGAAGUGGAGCAUGAACUGGAGGAAUAUGAGCGAUGUACAGGUCGUGUGGUUCAGAAAACUGAGAGAAGUGAAGGGCUCACUGGGUUUACCUUGUCACUGGUCAACACUCUCUGUCGUCUGAUGCGCUACCUCAGAGAGAGUGAAAUGCAGCUGCGUGAGAAGGAGGUGAUGAGGCAGCAGCACGAGGAGACGCUGAAUGAACACAGAGAACUCAUUGAUGCUCUGACUGCAGAAAUACUUCUAGUCAGGGAGGAAAACAAUACUAUGCAGAAGAAGCUUCAGCAAUACAUGACAGUAACAGAUGAACAGCUGAUGUCUCUCACACAAGCAUUUAAAGGCCUCCCUUUGGUAGAACCCAGAAGAGAACAAAGUCCAAACCAUUUUGGAGUUACAGGCAAAGGCCCAGCAAAUGGCCAAGAAAAACCUGACUUGAGCUAUUCUGAGCCCAGGACUGAUGCAGACAACAGGGAAAAUAUGCCGAAAUUCCCACAGGAAGAACUUCCUUUCACGUGUACCCCAAGGCCAGGCGCCUCAGGUGGUGUGGGAUCUGGUAGAGGCUUGCCAGCUCACGUCUUCCAGCCAGCUGUGCUAUUGUCACCCCCCCUGCAGAAGAGCAGUCAGGAAUUGUCUCCCCUCCAGAAUGCAUUCACAGUCAUUCCUCAGUCUCCUGAAAACACUGAAAGAGAACCGUGCAAGGAAAGGAGCUCACCUUCCUCCCUGAGAGCACAGAGCACAGCUGAGAACUGUCUCGUCUCUCAAAGGCAGCCGGUUCCUCCUGGAGACAGAGAUCUGGACAGUUCCCAUGAGAAAAGCAGUGUGUCCUGCCCCUCUGACACUAGGAAAAGCAGCCCAGCUGAAGAGUUACUUCCAAACAGUGAUCUGCUGGGACAGAUAGCUGAGCUCACGCGGCAGAACUCUCUCAUUAAAGCUCAACUCAGCAAAUUCAGAGGCUUCUCUGAAGACACAAGUGACUACCUACAUCAGUUAGACCCACUACAAAAUGCAAAUCCUAGUCCAGCCUCUUCACAAGGACAGAUUCAUCUCAUGGCAUCAAAGAGCUUGGAGGAAAGAAUAGCAGAGCUGAAUCGUCAGAGUACGGAAGCACGUGAUAAACUGUUGCAGCUAAUAGAGCAGCAGAAGUUAGCUGCUGCUGAUAUGGUCCCUCCAAUGACAUCUCCUGUUCUGCCCCAAUCCCUAAAUUUUCCUGAAAAUUCCAGGAGGACAAUUGAAGUGUCUGUUCCUGUGGCAGCUGCUAUGGACAGCUCCAAAGAAGACAGUGUUUCCUCUGCCAGUAUGGUCAGUAUAAGAAGGUCAGUAGGAGACUCUAGCAAACCUUGUUCACCCCUGAGUGCCACAUCAGAAAGUGUGAAAUCAACUCCUGUCAGCCAAAGGCCAAAGGUGGAAAAGCACAAAGAGGAAGGCUGGUUUGCAUUGUCAAUGCACGUCACAUAAAGCAAGCUGCACUCAAGUCCUGUAUUUUGUAUGGUUUCUUUAUGAACCACACUAGGUCAUAGUAGUCCUCCUCUCCAGAUGUACAGUUUAAUUCUGAAGUGCUUUCCUGUCAAUGCCAUUCACAUUCCAUGUGAAACUUCCUGGGAAUGAGUUUCUGAGGUAGACAUGCUGCUGUGACAUCAGGUCUUUACACCAAAUAACUCUUUUGCAAGUGUAAACUCAGGUUGCUGCAGUAAUAGAGCUGAGCAUCUGAUACCUGUGCUUAGAUGUGCUGAAGACAGGAGGUAUUGGAAAUUCCAUGUGAAACUUCCUGGUUCAUGUAUUCACACGGGAUGGAAAUAAC